CUGUGAAAUUGAGUGGGUACGAAAAAGGCAGGGCUAUGAAUAUGCUACGUGUCGGAUUAGAAAUCUUCAUUGGACGUCUCCCGUCAGAUUUUAUUUCCGAUAAAUCACACAAACUCGUUUUUUAGAAGGGAAUAUAGCUUAAUCAUUACCAACAUAUAAAUUAUUAGGUCACCAAACUAAAACGUUUCAGGAGAAGCGGCGAUGUCUGGGAUUAAAAAACAAAGAACGGACCUUCAGAGGGCCACUAAUGUCGUGUACCAGGCUCACCAUGUGAGCCGGUCCAAACGAGGCCAAGUGGUGGGCACCAGAGAGGGCUUCAGAGGUUGCACGGUCUGGCUCACUGGUUUGUCAGGUGCCGGAAAGACAACCGUCGGCUUUGCCCUGGAGGAGUACUUGGUGUUCCAUGGUAUUCCCUGCUACUCCCUGGAUGGGGAUAACAUCAGACAGGGGCUGAACAGGAACCUUGGCUUCACCUCUGUGGACAGGGAGGAGAACAUCAGGCGCAUCGCUGAGGUGGCCAAGCUGUUUGCAGACGCAGGAUUGGUCUGCAUCACCAGCUUCAUUUCUCCAUUCACUAAGGACCGGCAAGAAGCCAAAAAGAUCCAUGUACAAUCUGGGCUGCCGUUCUUUGAGGUGUUCGUCGACGCUCCCCUGGAGGUGUGUGAGAGCAGGGAUGUCAAAGGCCUCUACAAGAAGGCCCGUGCUGGAGAGAUUAAAGGCUUUACGGGCAUUGAUUCACCUUUUGAGAAGCCUGAGUCACCAGAUCUUGUGCUGAAGACUGGAGAGAUCUCAGCGACUGAGUGCAUCCAGCAGGUGGUCGAGCUGCUUAAGGAACAGAAUAUUGUGCCCACUGGUGUGACAGAGGAAGUGACUGAGCUCUUUGUGCCAGAGAACAAGCUGGACUUGGCACUGAGCGACGCCAAGACACUGCCUACCGUCAGCAUCACCAAGCUGGACCUCCAGUGGGUGCAGGUGCUGGCGGAGGGCUGGGCCAGCCCCCUCAAGGGCUUCAUGAGGGAGAGGGAGUUCCUGCAGGUUCUGCACUUCGACACUCUUCUGGAUGGUGGAAACAUCAACCUCUCUGUGCCGAUCGUCCUGCCCGUUUCCAAAGAGAGCAAAGAGAAGCUGGACGGCUGCGCAGCGUUUGCCCUUGAGUUCAAAGGUUGCAGAGUGGCAAUUCUCCGCAACCCUGAGUUUUAUGAACAUCGGAAGGAAGAGCGUUGUGCCAGGCAGUGGGGAACCACAUGUCCUCAGCAUCCUUACAUCAAGAUGGUUAUGGAGGGUGGUGAUUGGCUGGUUGGUGGAGAUUUGGAGGUGCUAGAGCAAAUCAAAUGGAACGAUGGUCUGGACCAAUACCGCUUCACUCCAAGAGAACUGAAGCAAAAGUUCAAGGAAAUGAAAGCAGACGCCGUCUUCGCCUUCCAGCUUCGCAACCCGGUCCACAAUGGCCACGCCCUCCUGAUGCAAGACACAAAGCGGCGGCUGCUGGAGCGAGGCUACAAGAACCCUGUCCUGCUGCUCCACCCGCUGGGAGGCUGGACCAAAGACGAUGACGUGCCUCUGGACUGGCGCAUAAAACAGCAUGCUGCCGUACUGGAGGAGGGGGUACUGGACCCAGCCAGCACCAUCGUGGCCAUAUUCCCCUCUCCCAUGAUGUAUGCUGGACCCACUGAGGUACAGUGGCACUGCCGGGCACGAAUGAUAGCUGGUGCCAACUUCUACAUCGUUGGUCGUGACCCUGCGGGCAUGCCUCACCCCGAGACCAAGCAGAGCCUGUAUGAGCCCACCCACGGGGCCAAGGUCCUCACCAUGGCCCCUGGUCUCCCCUCUGUAGAGAUCAUCCCCUUCAGAGUGGCUGCCUACAACAAGACUAAAAGAUCUAUGGACUUCUACGAUAAGGAGAGACACCAGGAAUUUGAGUUCAUAUCUGGGACCAAGAUGAGGAGGAUGGCACGCAGCGGAGAGAACCCUCCAGAUGGUUUCAUGGCCAAUAAAGCCUGGAAGGUCCUCACAGAGUACUACAGCUCCCUGCAGAAGGAUGAAUGAACACGCACACCUUGUUUCAAACAGACAGAUCACUUUUAAGCUUCUCUAUUUUAUAUUUUCAUUUUAAAUCAAGUACUGUAGACAUCUAGGCAUCUAGGCAUUAAUGAAAUACAUGCCUGAGCUUUUUUUUUACUAAAUUGAAUAUCAUAUAAACUGGAAAUUAUCUAGUUUGAUGUGAGGGUCAAAAUAAAUCUAAGCAGUGUAAAAAAAAAAGAUGGAAGUCAGAGUUGUGAAGAAAUCAAUAUGAAUGUUUUAACAGAUCACUUUUGUUACCUGUCUUUACUGCAUCUGUACUUCCAAGCUAGUAACUUAAAAUGUAUGUUUUAGAAGCUGUGAGAAGACUGUAAUUCUGUAGUUGAGUGACCAAGAGUGUGAUAUGAGUGGAAGGGGUUUUAACUAUCCCUGUGUAAUGAAUGAAACUAUAUUUAUCAAGUGAUGCCAUGGUACCUAAUUUCUAAAUGUUCUUAUACUGCAUCUAGCCUUUUUAUAUCAGUACUUUUCAGGAAGUUUCAAGCAAAUAAAUGAUUACAUGACAAACAAUAUUGGUGUAAUUUAUUUUAGCAGACACCAGAAUUCAGGGUAAGACAAAUUCUAAAAAUGAAUUAGUCAAUAUAAAAAGCAAAGCAAGCAUUUUACCAAAACCAAAGAUCAAUAAUUAAAACUACAAUUUCCACCAAUCACACCCCCCCCCCC
Messenger RNA from Oncorhynchus mykiss (rainbow trout), 2739 nucleotides. It is a transcript of the gene papss2b, whose product is annotated as 3'-phosphoadenosine 5'-phosphosulfate synthase 2b. NCBI's taxonomy places the organism in Eukaryota, Metazoa, Chordata, Actinopteri, Salmoniformes, Salmonidae. The record is from RefSeq and is a predicted model, not a curated record. Gene Ontology annotation, molecular function: sulfate adenylyltransferase (ATP) activity; ATP binding; adenylylsulfate kinase activity. Gene Ontology annotation, biological process: 3'-phosphoadenosine 5'-phosphosulfate biosynthetic process; sulfate assimilation.